Messenger RNA from Sphaeroforma arctica JP610, 457 nucleotides. RefSeq lists its product as hypothetical. The annotation marks the transcript as partial. NCBI's taxonomy places the organism in Eukaryota, Ichthyosporea, Ichthyophonida. The record is from RefSeq and is a predicted model, not a curated record. The transcript is spliced from 2 exons.
AUACUACAUAGACACCCCGUACGUGUGCGUACAAGGCCACCCCUCCGUAAACGCAGGCAAGAGGCUGCGCGAAGAAGAAGAGGAGCGCAUCCGACUACAGGUACAAGAACUCGGUCCACAGGCCCUCAAGGACCUUGAGACUAAGCUAGACCUAGCCGUGCAGGCUAACGAUGUGGAGGCACCCGCAGACCUCAUUGCGUCGUUCAAGAUCCCAGACGCAAGCAAGAUCCACACCAUCAAAGUGGUCAGUGUCGACACGCACCACACGGACACAGAACCGGAGAGUGUGGCGGCUCAUGUCACACAGGGAAUAAGCACCGCUUCGCUGCCGUAUAGUACAAUGGAGAUAGAGCAUGUGCCCAGCAAGUUUGUGGACAUGCGCGUGUUCCUAGACACUCAACACUUGGCACCGGCCGAUCGAAUGUGGCUGGAGUUGUAUCUGGAUGUUAUGUUUGAG